AGUGGGCAUUCCCUUGGUCGCCAAGAUUAAUAAGCGAGAGAACUGUUAUGUUGGUAUCCGCAUGCACAAGUAAGUAAAAAAGGAGCAGAAGCGUUAAUGCAGCAGGGAGCCAACCUCGCUUUGAUAAUAAUUGAGGCGUUGGCAAGGGGACGAGCAGCCGAGCCAACCUCUCUCUCUCUCUCUCUCUCUUACUCUUACUCCUUGGGAUGUGCUUCACGGGACCAUCCGAACAUGAUCGUCUUGUAUGAAAUGGAGUGCAGAAGACACUCGAUGUACUACUGCAGGUCAAACAGUUGUGCUUGGACAAGAAAAGGCAAAAGAAGGGGGAAGAAAACCUGCAUCAGUUAAUCGAGUCCCACUGUUGGAGUCAUGCCCGGAGCGAAGAGUUUGAAGUCUCAUGACGGAGACAGACAGGGACCGGUCCAUUGAAGACCCCCCUCCAUCUUCAGCUACUUACUGCGUGCGCCACGGCAGCCAGCCACCGCCUGACUUUGCUGCUCUCUCCUCCGAGCCUCUCGACUCCCGAGGCUUUGCCUUUGUCAUAAAGACACACAUCUUGUUGCCCCUCUCUCUCCCCUCCUCCAAAGCAACCACAGGUUGUUGGGCAGCAAGGAGAAGUAUCCAUGUGUCCAUCCAUCCCAUCUCAUCCAUCCAUCUUCCCCCACCACCUUCCAUGGAGUAUUUGUCUGUCUUCCUGUCCUCGUCUUUUAACUCCCAUGUGAGACAGCUCUUUUCAGAGCAGCAGCAGUGGUGUGUGUUUUACAGCGUGAGCGGAGUUAAGGUAACUUUGCUUUCCAUGAAAGAGGCAGCAGAUCUAUCACAGACCUCUUCUGAAGUGACAGAUCCUCCUCUCCAUUGUUGCAGCAAAACUACCUCCGGAACCCCCCCCCCCCCCCCCCCUCUCCUAACCUUCCACCAAAUCAAGCAAAAAGGAGCCGUAUAAAGUCCGACCACCGAAGAUAUAGUGGUGGAAGCAGAGCCAUUUCCUUCCUCCUGACUCUCGGUUGUGUCUUCAUGGACUCCCAUCAAUGGCGAGGCCGGCUGCAGUCAGACCGUCAGCCUUCUGCAGGGCUCCCCAAGCUCCAGUUCUUGGAUCACCAGCAGUCACCUGCCUCUGCUAUCAGUCUGCUUGGACCUGAGCACAACAGCAGCCUCGACAACACGCUCUCUCCAUUCCCUAGUAAUCCUCUCUUUAUGAUUUCGAGCUCCCGAGUGUUCUUGGUCGGGAUAGGUUAUUUCACGUUGGCACAGUGGCAGGAACUGGAGCUGCAAGCUUUGAUCUACAAGUACAUGAUCGCUGGGGUUUCUGUUCCUCUGGAACUUGUUCUACCCAUCAAAACGAGCCUUCUCGGCGCAUCCCCAUUCUCUCACCGCCCUCAGCUUUACCACCAGCUCCAGCCAUCUUGGUUGCAGACAGGGUAUUGGGGGAGGUGGGUCGUCGACCCAGAGCCCGGGAGAUGCAGGAGAACAGACGGAAAGAAGUGGAGAUGCUCGAGAGAGGUUGUGGUCGGCCAAAAGUACUGUGAGCGUCAUGUCCACCGCGGCCGAAACCGUUCAAGAAAGCAUGUGGAAAUCCCCACACCGACUUCCACCAAUGGCUUCAAAGCUGCCCUUUCCUCGCCUGCAGGCUUGCCCCGAGCGAACCAUUUCGAUCCGUCUCCAUCAUUGCCUACGCUCGACAUCCUUCCUCUGGAUCAGAGAGAUUCAGACAGCAACACGGUUGAAAGGAGCUUCCAAAGCGAUCGUUCAAACUUCUGCCUUGGAGACAACAAAGCCGAAGGCUAUGUGCUGCAGAAAUUCUUUGAUGAAUGGCCAAAAUCCCAGCAAGAGGCCAAUGACACAGUUAACUAUACCAGCCAUCCAGCUUCGGCCACCCACCUCUCUAUCUCAAUCCCUGGGAACCUGUCGUCGGACUUCUCCCUGAAACUUUCCACAGGCAACGAUGCUAAGAAGCCCAGACAAGCGAGCAACAACGACGGCGCUGAUGGGCAGCUGGUCUGUUCUAGUAACAACUGGUCAGGAUGGGGUCACCAUGGGGAGGCCUCCAUGGGUGGUCCGCUCGCUGAAGCGCUCCGUUCUUCAGCCUCGACACACUCACCGACGAGCGUCUUGCACAAGCCAAACGGUUCGGUAUCUGAGACCAGUGGCAUUAGCCCAUGAGAAACUAGUAUUACCUGAUUUCAUUUCCUAAAACUUGGCUAUGAAAGCUAAGACUGCACCAGACUGAUCUCUGCUCUUCGGGUUCGCUGUAGCAUAUGGUAUCCUCUAGAGAGUUGUGGUUUGCAUGCAAUUAAGGUUCAUCCUCUGAGUGUUUAUCCAGGUUAGUGGAUGUUGGUGGUUAUUCUGUACUCUUUACAGUUCUACAGUGUGGUUUUCUGUACUCUUUUAUUUCUGCAAGUACUCUAUAAUGUGUAGUUUCUAAAGUU
Musa acuminata AAA Group (dessert banana) is the source of this 2426-nucleotide messenger RNA. Its product is annotated as growth-regulating factor 3-like. Gene Ontology annotation, biological process: regulation of DNA-templated transcription; DNA-templated transcription; developmental process. Gene Ontology annotation, cellular component: nucleus. The record is from RefSeq and is a predicted model, not a curated record. Bases 1015 to 2160 code for a protein of 381 amino acids. The transcript is spliced from 4 exons. NCBI's taxonomy places the organism in Eukaryota, Viridiplantae, Streptophyta, Magnoliopsida, Zingiberales, Musaceae. Gene Ontology annotation, molecular function: ATP binding.